Onychomys torridus (southern grasshopper mouse) is the source of this 2241-nucleotide messenger RNA. RefSeq names its product family with sequence similarity 76 member B (gene Fam76b). Bases 246 to 1265 code for a protein of 339 amino acids. NCBI's taxonomy places the organism in Eukaryota, Metazoa, Chordata, Mammalia, Rodentia, Cricetidae. The transcript has 10 exons. The record is from RefSeq and is a predicted model, not a curated record.
GCCGAGGAGGAAGCGGAAUCCGCAGCCUAGCGCCCGCUUCGUCUCCCUCCGCCGCGUUCCGGGCCUAAGCGGGAGCGGCGGGGCGGGCGGCUGCGGGUGUCCCGGGACGGCGGCAGAGGCGGAGGGAGACCCGGGGGGCCCGGCGGUCGCCAGGCGGGGGCCGCAGCGGCAGAGGAGCUCGCGGGCGGGGCAGCCGAGUUCCCGGAGGCCCCGCCUGAGCGCGCGCGGAGGAGCCCGAAAGCAGGAUGGCGGCGUCGGCCCUGUAUGCCUGCACCAAGUGCACGCAGCGCUACCCCUUCGAGGAGCUGUCGCAAGGCCAACAGCUCUGCAAGGAAUGUCGGAUUGCACAUCCUAUUGUAAAAUGUACUUACUGCAGAUCAGAAUUUCAGCAGGAGAGCAAAACUAACACAAUUUGUAAGAAGUGUGCUCAAAAUGUCAAGCAAUUUGGAACACCCAAGCCUUGUCAAUACUGUAACAUAAUUGCAGCAUUUAUUGGUACCAAGUGUCAGCGUUGCACAAAUUCAGAAAAAAAAUAUGGACCACCUCAGACCUGUGAACAGUGCAAACAACAAUGUGCUUUUGAUCGGAAGGAGGAAGGAAGAAGAAAAGUCGAUGGGAAGUUACUGUGCUGGCUCUGUACCUUAUCAUACAAAAGAGUUUUACAGAAGACAAAAGAACAGAGGAAGAGUUUGGGGUCUUCACAUUCCAAUUCUUCAUCUUCAUCUCUCACUGAGAAAGACCAGCACCAUUCAAAACACCACCACCACCACCAUCACCACCACCACCGCCACAGCAGUGGCCACCACAAAAUCAGCAGUCUAAGUCCUGAGCAGGAGCAAGGACUGUGGAAACAGAGCCAUAAAUCCUCUGCAGCAAUUCAGAAUGAAACUCCAAAGAAAAAGCCCAAAUUGGAAUCUAAGCCAUCUAAUGGAGAUAGUAGCUCUAUAAACCAGUCAGCAGAUAGUGGGGGAACAGACAAUUUUGUCCUCAUAAGUCAACUGAAAGAAGAAGUGAUGUCACUUAAGCGUCUCUUACAGCAAAGGGACCAGACCAUUCUAGAGAAAGAUAAAAAGUUAACUGAACUGAAGGCAGACUUUCAGUACCAAGAGUCAAAUUUGAGAACUAAGAUGAACAGUAUGGAAAAAGCUCACAAAGAAACUGUGGAACAACUUCAGGCCAAAAACAGAGAACUACUCAAACAGGUUGCAGCCUUGUCAAAGGGUAAAAAGUUUGACAAGAGUGGAAGCGUGCUAACAUCUCCUUGAAAAGGUUACUUGUUUAGCAUUUCUGCUUGACAGUGUAUAUUUGAGGGGUCCUGGGAAGCCCUUAAAUUCUGUGCAGUGGAAAAAUAUUUUUACAUGCCAAGUAAAUUGGUGUGUUUCUUACUCACUUUUGUAAUUGACACACAGCAUUUUUUAAGUUGUAAACAUGCAGAUAAAACUUCAGCUGGUUUGGAGUGACUUCUUAAUUCUUUGAUACCUAGAACUUUUUUCUAGCAAUAGUAUUAAAGGUUGUGGCAUGCACGUGUGUGCACUGUAUAAAAUGCAACAUGCAAUAAUGGAGCAGUUGGGAGGACAGCAGCAGGGCUUUUGUGUUUUGCUUUUGUUUGACACUAUGCUGAUUUCAGAUAAAUAGUUUUCAAUUUAGAAAUGCCAAACUUUUAAACAAGGAAAAUGGUGAACACUGGUUUUUGGGGAAUUGUAUUUUUACUUCACAUCAACAUAAAUUUAGAGAAUCAUGGUGCUUUUAUUAAAAGAGCUUCAGAGUAUAUGUAAAUAUGUUUUUAAAAGUUACAUCACUAACAUUAGUUUAGUAAUCUGACAUUUCAUUACUGUUAUAGGAUUGAUGUUUACUGUACAGCAUCCAAGGUAAAAUGUGUGGUUUUGUUUUAUAAAAACUGUAGAUUUUUACUUACAAGUGCCUUUUUGCCACCUAAUGUUUUUAUUUAUAGGAAUGCUGAUCUUUUGUACAUAUGGUUUGUUUAAAAAUCAUGUUAAUAAGUGUUUGUAUAUAAGUGCAUAUGUACAGAACCCAAUUUCAAAAAGAAAUCAAUUGUUAGUAACAUGCAAGAUUGCAUAUUAAGAAUUAACUGAUAAUGCAUAUAGACUUAAGUGAUUUUGUAGUUUGUUUCUGUAUCAUAAGGGAAGCUGUUGGUCAUUGAGUUCAUUUAAUUAUGUUGAAGUACUUUCCUAAAGAUUUAAUUUUAACUCCAUUUUGAUAGAGUGAUUUUAUUUUUAUGUU